GCAGCGGUCGGUGGCACUCGCUGCGACGUUCAGUGCGAUGGCGGCGUGCGGCGUUUGACGUGGGUUUGACGUACCAGUGCCGGAGAAGAGAAGAGAGGCAGAGAAAAAUAUUCCGAAAAUACUCCAACAACAAUGGCGGACGAGGAGCUACCAGCGGGUUGGGAGAAACGGCUCAGCAGAUCGACCGGUCAACAUUAUUAUUUAAAUACUUAUACCAAGGAAAGUCAAUGGGAUAGGCCAGAUAAACCUGCAGAUCCAUCUGGUAAUGGCAAAGCAGAUGGACCUGAAGAAGUGCAAUGCUCUCAUCUACUCGUAAAACAUUCAGGUUCUCGACGACCUUCUUCUUGGCGAGAAGAGAAAAUUACCAGGUCAAAAGAAGAAGCUCUCGAGCUGGUUAAAUCUUAUAGAGAACAAAUCGCAUCGGGCAAAGCAACGUUCGCCGAACUUGCCUCCAAGUAUAGCGAUUGCAGUUCAGCAAAGCGCGGCGGUGACCUCGGACCUUUCAGUCGGGGCGCGAUGCAGAAACCCUUCGAGCAGGCGGCAUUUGCGUUGAAGGUUGGCGAGUUGUCAUCGCCUGUGCAUACAGAUAGCGGAAUUCACAUCAUCCAACGGACUGCAUAAGCCAGCUCAGAAACAAAUUGCCGAAAUUUUACGAGAAAUCUCUUUCUCUCUCUUUCCAUUUUUCUGUCUUUUAAUCUUACCAUUUAUAAAUUCAAGCCAAUAGUGUUCUCCCAACAUUCUAUAUAUACUAACUAUUGUAUAUUUAUUCAAGUUAGAAUCUAAUCUUGUUUUUGAAAUCUCAAUUUUAAAAUGCAUUUUUUGGUGUAUUUUUAUUUUUAAUUGACUAAAGAUAGGUUUCGUUUUUUUCAACAAUUCUGCUUUGUAAUAAGAUAAUAAUAAAUUAUGCAAUCGAGAAAAAUUUGAUAUAUUAACAUUUUUUAAAUAAUUGCACAUUAUAUAAUAUUAUAUAAAAGCAAUGCGAUAUUAUAGAAUCAUUUCUUAGAAAUGAUAUUUGAAUGUAUGUUCCUUAAUGAAUGUUAUUAUCUUACUACAAAAUGUAGCACUUGUGUAGUUGUGUUAAUAUGUUAAUAUUGAAUGUCUUCCGGCCUGAAAAAGAUUAAAAUAUUAGUAACACACUAUUAAUAUUUGACAAUUCUGUUUGUCAUUAUAAUUUGGGCGGAAUUGAAAUUACGC
Molecule: messenger RNA, 1194 nt
Organism: Pogonomyrmex barbatus (red harvester ant)
Lineage: Eukaryota; Metazoa; Arthropoda; Insecta; Hymenoptera; Formicidae
Product: peptidyl-prolyl cis-trans isomerase NIMA-interacting 1
Cellular component (GO): cytosol; nucleus
Molecular function (GO): peptidyl-prolyl cis-trans isomerase activity; protein binding
Source: RefSeq, a predicted model, not a curated record